GUGAUGGAGGAGAGAAGAUGGCGGAAGCGGAAUUUAAGGACCACAGUACAACUAUGGAUAGUGAACCAAACCCUGGAGCAUCUUCUGUAUCAACAACAGCCAGUAGCACCACUACCACCACCAUCACCACGUCCUCAUCACGAAUGCAGCAGCCACAGAUUUCUGUAUACAGUGGUUCAGACCGACAUGCUGUACAGGUCAUUCAGCAGGCAUUGCAUCGUCCCCCAAGUUCAGCUGCUCAGUACCUACAGCAGAUGUAUGCUGCUCAGCAGCAGCACUUGAUGCUACACACUGCAGCCCUUCAGCAGCAGCAUCUGAGUAGCUCCCAGCUCCAGAGCCUUGCUGCUGUGCAGGCAAGUUUGUCCAGUGGAAGACCACCUACAUCCCCUACAGGAAGUGUCACACAACAGUCAAGUAUGUCCCAGACAUCUAUCAACCUCUCCACUUCUCCUACUCCUGCACAGUUAAUAAGCCGUUCCCAGGCUUCCAGUUCUACCAGCGGCAGUAUUACCCAACAGACUAUGUUACUAGGGAGUACCUCUCCUACCCUAACUGCAAGCCAAGCUCAAAUGUAUCUCCGAGCUCAAAUGCUGAUUUUCACACCCGCUACCACUGUGGCUGCUGUACAGUCUGACAUUCCUGUUGUCUCGUCGUCGUCGUCGUCAUCGUCAUCUUCCUGUCAGUCUGCAGCUACUCAGGUUCAAAAUUUAACAUUACGUAGCCAGAAGUUGGGUGUACUGUCUAGCUCACAAAAUGGUCCACCGAAAAGCACUAGUCAAACCCAGUCAUUGACAAUUUGUCAUAACAAAACAACAGUGACCAGUUCUAAAAUCAGCCAACGAGAUCCUUCUCCAGAAAGUAACAAGAAAGGAGAAAGUCCAAGUCUGGAGUCAAGAAGCACAGCUGUCACCCGGACAUCAAGUAUUCACCAGUUAAUAGCACCAGCUUCUUAUUCUCCAAUUCAGCCUCAUUCUCUAAUAAAACAUCAACAGAUUCCUCUUCAUUCACCACCUCCCAAGGUUUCCCAUCAUCAGCUGAUAUUGCAACAGCAACAACAGCAAAUUCAGCCAAUCACUCUUCAGAAUCCAACUCAAGAUCCGCCCCCAUCCCAGCACUGUAUACCACUCCAAAACCAUGGCCUUCCUCCAGCUUCCAGUAAUACUCAGUCACAACAUUGUUCACCAAUUCAGAGCCACCCCCCUCCUUUAACUGUAUCUCCCAAUCAGUCACAGUCAGCCCAGCAGUCUGUAGUGGUGUCUCCUCCACCACCUCAUUCACCAAGUCAAUCUCCAACUAUAAUUAUCCAUCCACAAGCACUUAUGCAGCCACACCCUCUUGUGUCAUCAGCUCUUCAGCCAGGGCCAAAUUUGCAGCAGUCCACUGCUAAUCAAGUGCAGCCAACAGCACAGCUGAAUCUUCCAUCCCAUCUUCCACUUCCAGCUUCCCCUGUUGUACACAUUGGCCCAGUUCAGCAGUCUGCCCUGGUGUCCCCCGGUCAGCAGAUUGUGUCUCCGACAUCACACCAACAAUAUUCAGCCCUUCAGUCCUCUCCAAUUCCAAUUGCAACCCCACCACAGAUGUCAACAUCUCCUCCAGCUCAGAUUCCACCACUGCCCUUGCAGUCUAUGCAGUCUUUACAAGUGCAGCCUGAAAUUCUGUCCCAGGGCCAGGUUUUGGUGCAGAAUGCUUUGGUGUCAGAAGAGGAACUUCCGGCUGCAGAGGCUUUGGUCCAGUUGCCAUUUCAGACCCUUCCUCCUCCCCAGACUGUUGCAGUAAAUCUACAAGUACAACCACCAGCACCUGUUGAUCCGCCAGUGGGAAUGCAUUUGAACCAGUGUCAUCUGCACAAAGUUUUUUCUCUUAAGGUUUACCAGGUUGAAGACAUGUGUGAGGAAGAAAUGCCUGAAGGGUCUGAUGAAUGUGUCCGCAUGGACAGAACCCCCCCACCGCCCACUUUGUCUCCAGCGGCUAUCACUGUGGGAAGAGCUGAGGAUUUGACCUCUGAACAUCCUUUGUUGGAGCAAGUGGAAUUACCUACCGUGGCGUCUGUCAGUGCAUCAGUAAUUAAAUCUCCAUCGGACCCCUCCCAUGUUUCUGUACCUCCACCUCCACUCUUACUUCCAGCCGCCACCACCAGGGCUAAUAGUACAUCGAUGCCAAGCAGCCUCCCCGGCAUAGAAAACAAGCCUCCACAGGCUAUCGUGAAACCACAGAUCUUGACCCAUGUUAUUGAAGGCUUUGUCAUUCAGGAGGGGUUGGAGCCAUUCCCUGUGAGUCGUUCAUCUUUACUAAUAGAACAACCUGUGAAAAAAAGACCUCUUUUGGAUAAUCAGGUGGUGAAUUCUGUGUGUGUUCAGCCAGAGCUACAGAACAAUACAAAGCAUGCAGAUAAUUCCUCUGACACAGAGAUGGAAGACAUGAUGGCUGAAGAGACAUUAGAAGAAAUGGACAGUGAGCUGCUCAAGUGCGAAUUCUGUGGGAAAAUGGGAUAUGCUAAUGAAUUUUUGAGAUCAAAAAGAUUCUGUACUAUGUCAUGUGCCAAAAGGUACAAUGUUAGCUGUUCUAAAAAAUUUGCCCUUAGUCGUUGGAAUCGUAAGCCUGAUAAUCAGAGUCUUGGGCACCGUGGCCGCCGUCCAAGUGGCCCUGAAGGGGCAGCAAGAGAACAUAUCCUUAGGCAGCUUCCAAUUACUUAUCCAUCUGCAGAAGAAGACUUGGCUUCUCAUGAAGAUGCUGUGCCAUCUGCUAUGACAACUCGUCUGCGCAGGCAGAGUGAGCGGGAAAGAGAGCGUGAGCUUCGAGAUGUAAGAAUUAGGAAAAUGCCUGAGAACAGUGACUUGUUACCAGUUGCACAGACAGAGCCCUCUAUAUGGACAGUUGAUGAUGUCUGGGCCUUCAUCCAUUCUUUACCGGGCUGCCAGGAUAUUGCAGAUGAAUUCAGAGCACAAGAGAUAGAUGGACAGGCCCUUCUCUUGCUCAAAGAAGACCAUCUCAUGAGUGCAAUGAAUAUUAAGCUGGGCCCUGCCCUGAAGAUCUGUGCACGCAUCAACUCUUUGAAGGAAUCUUAACAGAAUAUGAAGCUUUCAUGUAACACCAAUUUGAUUUGUUUUUACAGACUUGUAAGGUAAAGGCUUUCAUUGGCCUAGAAUAAUAUACUUAAAAUGGAAGGCUAAACACAUUGGGAUCACUUCUACAGAUACAAUAAUCCAUCAUAAUUUUCAUAAUUACCCAACAUUGGUGAAAUUAAUUUUACAAGGUACAUACAACAUUGAAAGACUUGUUACAGAUGGCCAUAUUUUUCAAAGAAACGUUAUACUAGAUAAUUUUUUAAAUGUGAUGUUCAUCAUUAAUAUAUAGAAUCCUUUUAAAAAUAAUUAUUUACAUUUCUUCUC
Messenger RNA from Dipodomys spectabilis (banner-tailed kangaroo rat), 3389 nucleotides. It is a transcript of the gene Phc3, whose product is annotated as polyhomeotic homolog 3. Gene Ontology annotation, molecular function: protein binding; zinc ion binding. Gene Ontology annotation, cellular component: PRC1 complex; nucleus. The record is from RefSeq and is a predicted model, not a curated record. The transcript has 16 exons. NCBI's taxonomy places the organism in Eukaryota, Metazoa, Chordata, Mammalia, Rodentia, Heteromyidae. Bases 18 to 3065 code for a protein of 1015 amino acids.